Messenger RNA from Manihot esculenta (cassava), 1669 nucleotides. RefSeq names its product serine/threonine-protein phosphatase PP2A-2 catalytic subunit. The coding region runs from base 259 to 1200 and encodes 313 amino acids. The transcript has 11 exons. Gene Ontology annotation, cellular component: cytosol. Gene Ontology annotation, molecular function: protein serine/threonine phosphatase activity. The record is from RefSeq and is a predicted model, not a curated record. NCBI's taxonomy places the organism in Eukaryota, Viridiplantae, Streptophyta, Magnoliopsida, Malpighiales, Euphorbiaceae. Gene Ontology annotation, biological process: peptidyl-serine dephosphorylation; mitotic cell cycle.
GAACAAAACAAGACGGGGAGAGCGCUCUCCCUCUAUUUCUUCACCACCGCUGAUGCCUUUUCUCUCUCUUUCUCCCCCCUCACUCUCUCUCUCUAAUUAUUCCAUUUUUUUUUUCUCUCUCUAUAGGAAUUCGAAGAGAGUGAAUUCUAGGGUUUAAUUUAUUUUUCUUCGGGAGAAAUAAUCUAGGUUUAGGUCAGACAAUAUAACGAAAAAUCGAAGGGAUCUCGAUCUCUAAUUAAAUAAAGAAGCAACAAGAAGAUGAGCCUGGAUUCGGUCCCUUCGAACACACAUGGAAACCUUGAUGAGCAGAUUAAUCAGCUCAUGCAGUGCAAGCCCUUAUCUGAGCACGAGGUAAGAACGUUAUGUGAAAAGGCUAAGGAGAUUUUGAUGGAAGAAAGCAAUGUUCAGCCUGUUAAAAGUCCUGUUACAAUAUGUGGUGAUAUCCAUGGUCAAUUCCAUGAUCUUGCGGAGCUUUUUCGAAUUGGAGGAAAGUGUCCAGAUACAAAUUAUUUGUUCAUGGGAGACUAUGUUGAUCGUGGCUAUUACUCAGUUGAAACUGUGACUCUUUUGGUAGCUCUGAAGGUGCGCUAUCCUCAGCGAAUUACUAUUCUACGGGGAAAUCAUGAAAGUCGUCAGAUUACUCAAGUUUAUGGGUUUUACGAUGAAUGCCUACGGAAAUAUGGCAAUGCCAAUGUUUGGAAGACAUUUACAGAUUUGUUUGACUAUUUUCCACUGACGGCAUUGGUUGAGUCAGAGAUAUUUUGUCUCCAUGGUGGAUUAUCCCCUUCCAUUGAAACCCUUGAUAAUAUACGUAAUUUUGAUCGUGUUCAAGAAGUUCCCCAUGAGGGUCCCAUGUGUGAUCUUUUGUGGUCUGAUCCUGAUGACCGCUGUGGCUGGGGUAUCUCACCAAGGGGUGCUGGAUAUACUUUUGGACAAGACAUAUCUGAGCAAUUUAAUCAUACAAACAACUUAAAGCUGAUUGCCAGAGCUCACCAGCUGGUCAUGGAAGGGUAUAACUGGGGCCAUGAGCAAAAGGUGGUUACUAUAUUUAGUGCGCCUAACUAUUGUUAUCGAUGUGGUAACAUGGCAUCAAUAUUGGAAGUUGAUGAUUGCAAGGGUCACACAUUCAUUCAGUUUGAACCUGCUCCAAGGAGAGGAGAGCCGGAUGUCACCCGAAGAACACCUGAUUACUUCCUAUGAUUUAAGUUGGAAGGUAGUCAUGAAUCCCCCUGGCUAAUGCCUCCUAGCUGGUAUACAUAUUGAGGGCUUUUUUCAAAUUUAAGAUUAUAAACGCAAUGGUGGCCGUUUGGUGGUGAAAAUCAUGUAUAAUGGCAGGUGAGGCUCCUUGAUUUGAUUGUUAGUAUUGAUGAUGCUUUGGCUCUACAAGAGGAAGCAGUGGACCUGGGGGGCAAUUGCUGCGUAUGUAACAUUUCCAGCAAGCCAUGUGGCAUCUUUCAUCCCAUUUCCUUGAUUUUGUUUUUUGUUUUUUUUUUUUCUCCUUUUUUGUAGAAGGGAUCUUUUUGGUAUCUGUAGAGGGACAAAUGAGUGGACUCAUAAUGGGUGUUUCUAUUUUAUUUUUUCACUUUUAAUUCCGUUAGUCCUAAUCAAGUGUUCUCGAAUAUCAGCUUCCGUCAUUUUCUACAUAAUUUUUCUUGCACAUUUUGCCCAA